CCCCGCGCCGCCCGAGCGGGCUGUAGCGGGGCGGGGGGCGGAGGAAAAAGGGGGGCGAUGCCCCGCGCCGAGCCCAGCCCGCCGCUGUGCUGACCCGGCGGGGCUGGCCGGAGGCUGGAGAGCGGGACAUGGUGCUGGAGCCCCCCGUGAGGCUCCCCGGGUGGCCAAGGGGCGGCUGCUGAGGAGCUGGAGCGCGGCGGCGGAGCGAGGCCACGGUGAGGGAGCCCCGAGGAUCCGGCUGGGGAACCAUGGGGAGAUGCAACGGGCGAUGCACGCUGGUGGGAUUCUGCUGCCUGCAGCUGGUGGCAGCGCUGGAGCGGCAGAUCUUUGAUUUCCUGGGAUAUCAGUGGGCCCCCAUCCUGGCCAACUUCUUACACAUCAUGGCCGUGAUUUUGGGCAUUUUUGGGACCAUCCAGUACAGAUCCAGAUACCUCAUGAUGUACGCCGUGUGGUUGGUGCUGUGGGUCGGCUGGAACGCCUUCAUCAUCUGCUUCUACCUGGAGGUCGGGCGCUUGUCGCAGGACCGAGAUUUCAUCAUGACCUUCAACACGUCCCUGCACCGCUCGUGGUGGAUGGAGAACGGCCCGGGCUGCCUGGUGACGCCGGUGCUCAACUCGCGGCUGGCGCCCGAGGAUCACCACGUUAUCACGGUCAGCGGCUGCCUGCUGGACUAUCAGUACAUCGAGGUGCUGAGCAGCGCCACGCAGAUCUUCCUGGCGGUAAGRGCGCCUGUGCCCGCCCURCACGCUGCACUGGACGGGCACUCCCAGAACCCCUGUGUAGCACCAGAACCCCCGGGUACCCCCAGAACCCCCAAGCCCGUGUCGCCUCCCCGCCGGCGCCGAGCCUUCAUCACCGAGUCCGAGCCGCUGUCGUUCGGAAUCGCCGGCGCGGCCGUAGCCAGGAAGGGCAGGGAGAAAAACGAGCUGAUUUUCUUCCCUCGCAACCCCGGCGAAGAAACGGCGGAGGAGCAACAAAGGAUUAAUUUAACCUCCCACAGCCGCCCGAGCCCGGCGAGCCGCAGAUGGUGCGGAGUAAAAAAGCCGCUUUCACGACCUCCGACAAAGACAUAG
This is a messenger RNA of Malurus melanocephalus (red-backed fairy wren), 1073 nucleotides long. Its product is annotated as sodium/potassium-transporting ATPase subunit beta-1-interacting protein 1-like. Bases 249 to 1073 code for a protein of 274 amino acids. The transcript has 6 exons. Gene Ontology annotation, biological process: regulation of sodium ion transport. NCBI's taxonomy places the organism in Eukaryota, Metazoa, Chordata, Aves, Passeriformes, Maluridae. The record is from RefSeq and is a predicted model, not a curated record.